Meloidogyne enterolobii is the source of this 552-nucleotide messenger RNA. NCBI's taxonomy places the organism in Eukaryota, Metazoa, Nematoda, Chromadorea, Rhabditida, Meloidogynidae. The record is from the annotation of a GenBank genome assembly.
UUUGACUUUAUGGGAUCUGUUCUUAGUUAUUUUCGAAGUCUUUUUGGACAACGUGAACUUAGAAUUCUUGUUCUUGGUUUGGAUGGAGCUGGAAAAACUACAAUUUUAUAUCGUUUACAAGUGGGCGAAGUAGUGACAACAAUUCCAACUAUUGGUUUUAAUGUUGAACAGGUGACUUACAAAAAUCUUAAAUUUCAAGUUUGGGAUUUGGGUGGCCAAACAUCCAUCCGGCCAUAUUGGAGAUGUUAUUAUUCAAAUACUGAUGCAAUUAUUUAUGUCGUAGAUUCAGCAGAUCGUGACAGAAUUGGUAUAUCAAAACAGGAACUCGUUUCAAUGCUAGAAGAGGAAGAACUUAAAAAUGCUAUCCUUAUGGUUUUGGCAAAUAAACAAGAUAUUCAUGGUUGUCUUUCAUUGGCUGAAGUACAUAAAGCAUUAGGAUUAGAAGCAAUUCGUAAUCGAACAUUCCAAAUAUUUAAAACUUCUGCAACAAAAGGAGAUGGUUUAGAUGAAGCAAUGGAAUGGUUGGCUGGUUCACUUCAAUCUGUUAAAUAA